Indicator indicator is the source of this 1797-nucleotide messenger RNA. It is a transcript of the gene OTOP2, whose product is annotated as otopetrin 2. Gene Ontology annotation, biological process: proton transmembrane transport. Lineage: Eukaryota; Metazoa; Chordata; Aves; Piciformes; Indicatoridae. Gene Ontology annotation, molecular function: proton channel activity. Gene Ontology annotation, cellular component: membrane. The record is from RefSeq and is a predicted model, not a curated record. The coding region runs from base 1 to 1797 and encodes 598 amino acids. The transcript has 6 exons.
AUGAGCGGCGAGCCCGCGUGGAAGGACAGCGAGGUCAGAAGCUCCAGCUCCAGCAUGGGCUGUGGACACAAGGGUGACAAAGCCAGCCGUGCUUCCAGCCAGAUAGCCUCUUUUGGCCACCAGCCUCACCAGCCCCGCUCCACCCCUGCCUCCAAGGAAGUGUGGAAGAAGGGUGGCCGCAUGUUCUCCAUCCUGCUGGCCGUGCACUUGGCCCUGCUGGCCUGCACGCUGGUGAGCAGCGGAGCCUUCGAGAAGAUCGCCGUGCACGAUUACGAUGUCUUCUUCCUGCUGACUGUCAUGAUGCUGGUGGUCAUCAUAUGGAUCAUCUUCUACCUGGUCAGCACCUCCCGGUGCCCAGACGCCAUCCCCUGCAGAGAUUCCCACGCUGGCCCCAUCUGGCUGCGAGGAGGCCUGAUCCUAUUUGCCAUUUUCAGCCUUGUCAUGGAUGUGUUCAAAAUAGGCUACUACUCGAGCUUCUACAGCUGCCUGUCUGCAAUCAAAAUCAUCUACCCCAUUGUGCAAGCAAUAUUCGUGGUGGUCCAGACAUAUUUCCUGUGGAUCUCUGCCAAAGACUGUGUCCACGUACACCUGAACGUUACCAGGUGUGGCUUGAUGCUCACACUGACUACCAACUUAGCAGUGUGGAUGUCAGCAGUGACAGAUGAGUCUGUUCACAAAGCACAUUCCAAGCUGAAGAAAAACGUGACAGAAGAACUCUUCAGAUGGCUCCUGAGAGCGGGAAUAAGGAGCAGCUCAGCUGAAGAAUGCAACUGCAACAGCCAAAUCUGCCAGAUCUUCAAGAAUGGCUACUUCUGGCUGUACCCCUUCAACAUUGAGUACAGUCUCUUCGCCUCUGCCAUGGUCUAUGUCAUGUGGAAGAACGUUGGGCGCUUCAUAGAGCACCACUCCCACCACAUCCAACGCCUGAAGUUCAGGCUUUUCCGAAGGACCUUCUUUGUAGGCAUCAUGUUGGGCCUCAUCACUCUGGUGAGUGGGUUGGGAGUCCUUAUCCUUUACGAGGUGCAGGUAAAUUCCAGCACUGAGGCCAGCAAGAAGAGCCAAGCGCUCACCAUGUACUACAUCUUCAACAUCGUUUGCCUGGGCCUGAUGUCUCUGGUCUGCAUCGGCGGCUCUGUCAUCUACCGCUUUGACAAGAGGGACAUGGACCGGCACAAGAACCCAACCAGGACCCUGGAUGUGGCCCUGCUGAUGGGUGCAGCCUUGGGCCAAUAUGCCAUUUCCUACUACUCCAUCGUGGCCAUCGUAGCCAGCACACCGAGGGACGCCAUCAGCGCGCUCAACCUCACCUAUGCCCUCCUGAUGAUCGCCCAGCACACCUUCCAGAACAUCUUCAUCAUCGAGGGCCUCCAUCGGCAACCCCCCAAGGAAGACCACAAGCAGGAUGCUCACCAGAAGGAUCUCUAUGGCCUCACCUUUGUCAACAUCAAUGCAGUGUCCCUCCGUGUGCCCGACGGCAGCAGCGCCUUGGCCCCCGGCGCUGCGUCUGGCCCCGACGCCGUCCACCCUUCCGACCUGGGGCGGUCCCUCCCCGUCCCCAAGAAGAUGAACUGGAGGAGGAAGUUCUUAAAGGAGAUCUCCAUGUUCCUCCUGCUGAGCAAUAUCAUACUCUGGAUCAUGCCAGCCUUUGGUGCCCGGCCCCAGUUUGACAAUGACACAGAGCUGAACUUCUAUGGUGACUCCAUGUGGCCAGCCAUCGUGGACAUCUGCCUGCCCUUUGGCAUCUUCUACCGAAUGCAUGCAGUGGCCAGCUUGUUGGAGGUCUACAUCAUGUCCUAA